This is a messenger RNA of Seminavis robusta, 1448 nucleotides long. NCBI's taxonomy places the organism in Eukaryota, Bacillariophyta, Bacillariophyceae, Naviculales, Naviculaceae. The record is from the annotation of a GenBank genome assembly.
ACGAUGAUGGGUUGGACCGGUGUAAGAGCAAAGAUCUUGCAAUAGUGGCAUGAAGUUACUGACAUCGGCAUUGACGUCAUCACUUUGGGUUGAUGGUAGCAGCCGCUCUCUCAGCCCAUCCGACCAUCGCACCACAGCGUAGAGAUCUAGUAGAGCUACGAGUAGGUAGAAAACCUUUCCGCUAGCCAGCUGGAUAGAGCUUCCUCCAACCAUGCCAUCACCGCCUGUACCCAUUGGAUAUCCAAGAAGAGGAUGGGUGCUUUGUUGUUGUCUUUUGCAGUUGACUUCAUCGGCGGGAGCUUGGGUGAAUCAUAUUGUACCCACUCAUAAUGCCAUCGUGCCGAACCUGCCCCAAUCAUUCAGGCAACGGCCAAGUUUCACAUGGCAAUUGGUCUCUUCCUGUGCAACUGCCAGCACUACCGAUACCGGCAGCGAAGAUACUGCUUCAGCCGUCGAUGAUGAUUUCAAGCCAUCCUUUUAUGACACCAAGGAAGUGAACAAAUGGGGCAAGCCAGUCUGGAAGGAAAGAAAACAGCUCUCGGAGGUCCAACUUGGUGAGAGACUGGAAGGAUACGUUGUACAGACAUAUUUAGAAGGUGCCACUGGUCCCAAGGUAUAUUUGGAAUGUGGAGUGGGACGCUACAAUCCACAACGGAAAACCUGGAAAAUGGUCAAUGCCAUGCUGCGGCUUGGACGAAAAGGGGCCAAAGAAUCCGUGACCCGAAAACGAUUAGCUCGAUUACGAAACAAAAAGAAUUUUGAAUGCUUUGUUUCUCGGGUGCUACUGGAUAAUGGGCAUUUAGAAGUCGUGUUGAAUGAAUACGAUGUCCCCGAAAGCCAGAACGAUCCCGUCAGCGUGUCAUCCCUGAAACCAGGCCAAGAAUUGGUUGGGACCGUUCAACGAGUGGUCCCGUAUGGAGUAUUCGUGGAUGUAGGAGCAAACCGUCCGGGGUUGUUGCACAUUCAAAAAGUUGCUGAUCUCUACGGCGUGUACAUUGACAAGGAUAAAGGGCUGGAAGAAGCAGGCCUCGAGAGAGGGGCCAAAAUUAAAGUACGAGUUGACACCAAUGAAAAGAAGCGCCUCUUUCUGGAUUUUACAGCAGAUGUCAAAGAGGAGGCUGCACGAGAACGACAAGAGAAGGAGAAGCAAAAGAAAGCACGGAAGAGCAGCGAAACUACAACAUCCUCACCGGUGGGGGCAGUGGCGUCAGCUGGAUCAGCGGCUGGGACCGUAACCUCGACGGUUGCUACGAACAACGACAGCCAGGACUCAAAAGAGGAGGAAGAUCCUUGGGCUGCCUAUGCAUCAGUGUACGAAGACGACAAUGGCAGCGGAGAUGAUGACGAUUACGACGACUACGACGAGGACCGUGAUAUUGAAGAUUCCCUUGGUCUUGGAACAUACUAACUUCUCAUAUCAUACAUUUCGUUGCUAGCUAGCUUGCCAG